Cladocopium goreaui is the source of this 342-nucleotide messenger RNA. The record is from the annotation of a GenBank genome assembly. Lineage: Eukaryota; Dinophyceae; Suessiales; Symbiodiniaceae.
AUGGCUCCUUUGCAGUUUGCGCGACUUCGACCAAGUGGCUUCCGUCAGGCUUUCACCUCUGCAGGCAGGCGGCGCUCGGCAUAUUGGCUUUCUAGCCUUUGGCUGCUUGCAGCAUUCUUUGCAUGCCUUUGGUGGGAUGUUCUGACCUUCGCUUCAAGCUCUUCUGCCACAGGUAGAUCUUCCAGGAGCCUGCUGCAGGCUCAGCAGAAGGAGUGGAGUGGCGCUGGCCUGCAACUGGGAGUGGCGAGAGUCGGCCAAGUCCUUGCGAAUUUCGCUCCACAAGUGAGCUCCAUUGCCACCUGGCAGCUGCGAGUUGGAACGAUUGAUCAGUUGAUUUGCUGA